AUGUAUUCUUUAAUCGCUCUCUCCGAGGAGUAUUAUACUCACCCUCCAAGUGGUCUUUCAACCUCUUCAUCGUCAUCACAGGAAGAGGGAUGUACGAGCCCGAACACUCCCUUCUUUACAUACAGUAAAAUGUUGAGCCAAAAUUUAAAAGAACGAAAUAUUAGAAUAAAGGAGGUAGUGGCCGGAACAGAUCGGUUAGUGUUUUUCAUUGCAGUGGACGGAUCAGUGUAUGUGUUAGGCAAGGUAGAUAAGUGUACCAACGGAAUGACAAAAGAUGCUGUCGAAGAUUGGAAAUUGAAAAAUCCAAACAAAGAAUUUCUUGACUUUCCUCAAUGUAUCGUCAGAGGAUGCGACAAACCAAUGGAAAAAGUGAUUGUUGGAUUCAAGCAUACAUUAUUCCAUGCAAAAGAUGGUGAAAUUUACGGCUGUGGAGAUAAUGAUCGAAGGCAAAUGAAUUUUGAAGGAUUUCAUGUCAGCAGAGCGUUUGGAUUACGAAAAAUUGUCCUUCCCAAUGAGCCAAACACGAAAUUCAAGUUGGCUUGCUCUGGAUGUGAUUUUUCAGUGUACAUUACCAACGAUGAAAGAAUGUUUUCAAGUGGUGGAAACUAUAGCGGCCAAUGUGGAAUUGGAGUCUACAGAGAUGUUCUCAUGGCAGAAAUCAAUUACAAAGCUCAGCUCGAAAGCUUGCAUGCUCCAUGCACAACCAUAACAAAAAUUAACGCCACGUAUAACACAACCAUUUUCUUGACUGCUGAUCAAAAAUUAUAUGGUUUUGGAGAUGAUUCGUAUGGAUGCCUUGGAUGUGGAGAAUUGUAUCAACGAGAUAACUACAAGAUUAUUCGAGUUGGAAUUUCCAGUGCAGAUUUUCUAAAGGAACAAAUUGCUGAUUUUUCAUGUGGAUUGUUUUUUGUUGGAGUUAUUACUUGUAGCAAUGAUUUAUAUGUGCUAGGUUACAACAAUUUUUGUCAAAUUUCAUGUAAUGAAACGUCACAAAUAUACAUACCCACAAAGAUUACUCCAUUUAAUGGAAUUGCCCAAUCAAUCUCAUGUGGCGGCUAUCACUCAUUAUUACUCACAACAGAUAUGCGAGUGUUUGGAACUGGUGACACCUCAGAUUAUGCAUUUUUUAAAGUUGGUGCCCAAUAUCAUCAUUUUACUGAGCUUAAUUUGAAACCCAUUUUUGCAAAGCGCAAGCAGGACAGAGUUAAAACCUUAUCUAUCAGUGCCGGUGUUUCACACUCAGUGGUUUAUACUCUUUCGACUUCUUUAACAUUAUGUUUUCCUUUCAUGAACAAAAUUUUGAGAUCAGCCAACCAUCUAUCAGAUGUGGAUAUAUCAUUUUGGAAUGAAGAUGUCGAAAUGAGGGUUUAA
Naegleria lovaniensis is the source of this 1371-nucleotide messenger RNA. RefSeq lists its product as uncharacterized. Lineage: Eukaryota; Heterolobosea; Eutetramitea; Acrasida; Naegleriidae. The record is from RefSeq and is a predicted model, not a curated record. Bases 1 to 1371 code for a protein of 456 amino acids. The transcript is spliced from 4 exons.